CGUUGACAAGUAUAUUAGACCCAAUAAUCCAUGGUUCUCUCUGCAAGUAAUGGCUGCCAAAUAUUUGACCGAUAACUUUUUUACAUCUUAUUUUUUAAAACCUAUGACUGGGUAUAUCACCUAUCAUGAGCAAGAUGUUCAAGGUCCAAACUUGGGAGGAUCAGUAGGUGAAGUGGUUAUCUCGUUUCUCCGUUGUACAACUAAAACUGACUUGUUAGGCUAGAAGUACAUCUUGUCGGAAAAAUAGCCAUCUCUUAUUUGUUUUGAUUGUUCAGAGAGUGAAGGUCUAUCGUCUAAACGAAGAUGGUAAAUGGGAUGACCGAGGAACUGGACACGUCACUAUCGACUAUAUGGAGCGAACAGAAGAAUUGGGUUUAUAUGUGAUUGAUGAAGAAGACAAUGAAACACUAAUUGUGCACCACAUCAGCCCUGAGGACAUCUACAGGAAGCAAGAAGACACAAUUAUCUCAUGGAGAGACCCAGAGCGCUCAACAGAUAUGGCAUUGAGCUUUCAAGAGACGGCCGGAUGCUCUUAUAUUUGGGACCAAAUCUGUACUAUACAACGAAAUAUGCAUUUCAACUCUCUUAACAGCGAAACAUUUCACAGCCUGAACAGUGAGUUGAGAGAGCUUCCUGCAGUGGAGCUUCCUACUCUUCCUCUAAUACUCAAGAUUGUGACUGAGAGUGGCAUUGCAGAUCAAAUGCGGCUAACUGAGCUAAUUUUGAAGGAUGAUGGUUUCUUCCGGAGACUGAUGAAUGUAUUCAAAAUAUGUGAGGACUUGGAAAAUGUUGAUGGCCUUCACAUGAUAUUCAAUAUAGUCAGAGGAAUCAUUUUGCUCAAUAGUUCUCAGAUCUUUGAGAAAAUCUUUGGGGAUGAACUAAUAAUGGAAAUUAUUGGGUGUCUUGAGUAUGAUCCUGAUGUUUCUCAGUCGCAACAUCACCGGAAUUUUCUGAAAGAGCACGUUGUUUUUAAGGAGGUAAUACUAUGUUCCCUUUUUCUAUAUUCCAUGUUGCUUAGUACCAGUCAAGAAGCAUAGAUUAGGAAAUGCAAG
This is a messenger RNA of Tarenaya hassleriana, 1052 nucleotides long. Its product is annotated as serine/threonine-protein phosphatase 4 regulatory subunit 3A-like. Gene Ontology annotation, molecular function: protein phosphatase activator activity. Gene Ontology annotation, cellular component: protein phosphatase 4 complex; nucleoplasm. The transcript has 9 exons. The coding region runs from base 351 to 1037 and encodes 228 amino acids. Gene Ontology annotation, biological process: protein dephosphorylation. The record is from RefSeq and is a predicted model, not a curated record. Lineage: Eukaryota; Viridiplantae; Streptophyta; Magnoliopsida; Brassicales; Cleomaceae.